Danio rerio (zebrafish) is the source of this 1689-nucleotide messenger RNA. The record is from RefSeq and is a predicted model, not a curated record. Lineage: Eukaryota; Metazoa; Chordata; Actinopteri; Cypriniformes; Danionidae.
GAAGAGAAGGAGAGGAGUAAAGAGGAGGAACAUCAUGUUAAAAUUGAGGAAAAAACUCAUUUACAGACUGAUGGUAUAUUGAAAAGGAGAGACAAAAAUAGUUUCACCUGCACUCAGUGUGGAAAGAUUUUGGCAAGCAAAAGCAAACUUAAGGUUCACAUGAGGAUCCACACCGGAGAGAAACCAUUCACAUGCACUCAGUGUGGGAAGAGUUUCAGCAUAUCAUCAUCCCUUAAUCUACACAUGAGGAUCCACACUGGAGAGAAACCAUUCACAUGCACUCAGUGUGGGAAGAGUUUCAGCCACUUAUCACCUUUUAAUAAACACAUGAGGAUCCACACUGGAGAGAAACCAUUCACAUGCACUCAGUGUGGGAAGAGUUUCAGCUUAUCAACAUCCCUUAAUCUACACAUGAGGAUCCACGCAGGAGAGAAACCAUUCACAUGCACUCGGUGUGGGAAGAGUUUCAACUGCUCAUCAAACCUUAGUAAACACAUGAUGAUCCACACUGGAGAAAAACCAUUCACGUGCACUCAGUGUGAGAAGAGUUUUAGGAUAUCAUCAUCCCUUAAUCUACACAUGAGGAUCCACACUGGAGAGAAACCAUUCACAUGCACUCAGUGUGGGAACAGUUUCAGCCAAUCAUCAUCUCUUAAUAAGCACAUGAGGAUCCACACUGGAGAGAAACCAUUCACAUGCACUCAGUGUGGGAAGAGUUUCAACCGAUCAGAACACCUUAAUCUACACAUGAGGAUCCAUACCGGAGAGAAACCAUUCACAUGCACUGAGUGUGAGAAGAGUUUUACCUGCUCAUCACACCUUAAUCGACACAUGAGGAAACACACUGGAGAGAAACCAUACGCAUGCACUCAGUGUGGGAAGAUUUUCAGCCAAUCAUCAUGCCUUAAUCUACACAUGGUAAGCCACAACGGAGAGAAACCAUGAACUACGAAACUCUGACGGACUCUGACCUGCGAAAUCGCAUCACUUGACUGUGAGACCAAUCGAAGAUCAAAACAUGACCUCUCUGGACCGAAAUUCUAAAAAAUGUUCCAAUCGCACACUGUUUUUAAUGUCUAAUCAUCUUGUUUGUUCCCGCUCCUUUUCGCAACACCAUACAACAGAAUUUUGCAUGCUCAAACUCUAGUGUGACCGCAGCUUUGGCGUGGGAUGAGUUUCAGUAACUCUUCAGACCUUAAUAAACGCAUGAAGACCCACACUGGGGAGAAACCAUUCACAUGAACUCAGUGUAAGAAGAGUUUUAACCGAUCAGCAAACCUUAAUGAACACAUGAAGAUCCACACUGGUGUGAAAGAGUAAUUGUGCUUUGAGUGUGAGAAGACUUUUAUUACAAAAUUGAAACUGCACCAGACGUUUUACACUUGAGAGACCAUACAAGUGUUCACACUGUGACGAGAGGUUUAAUCAGUUAACACAUCUGAAUCACACAAAAGAGAAUUCACACUGGAGAGAAACUGUACAUCUGAAAUCUGAUGUGUCUACAGAAUUGGACAAAAAGUUGCACACAUUACAUGAAACAUACAAAACAUUUUCUCAUGUAGGGAUGUCCCGAUACAACAUUUUAACUUCUGAUACGAUACCGAUAUUGCAGCUUUCAGUACGAACCGAUACCGAUAUAUCAUUUUUUAAUUUUAUAAAAUAUCUUAAAUGAAUGAACAAAAAUAAAUU